This is a messenger RNA of Chaetura pelagica (chimney swift), 1194 nucleotides long. It is a transcript of the gene SYT8, whose product is annotated as synaptotagmin VIII. The record is from RefSeq and is a predicted model, not a curated record. Gene Ontology annotation, biological process: regulation of dopamine secretion; calcium ion-regulated exocytosis of neurotransmitter; regulation of calcium ion-dependent exocytosis. The coding region runs from base 1 to 1194 and encodes 397 amino acids. Gene Ontology annotation, molecular function: syntaxin binding; calcium ion binding; calcium-dependent phospholipid binding. The transcript is spliced from 8 exons. Gene Ontology annotation, cellular component: axon; dense core granule; synaptic vesicle membrane. Lineage: Eukaryota; Metazoa; Chordata; Aves; Apodiformes; Apodidae.
AUGGCAGUGGCAGCCAGGAAAGACAGGGUGACGGGCUCCCCACUCACCAGCAGCCUCGUGGCUGUCACCACCACGGCUCAGCAGGGCUUCCUGGGCAGCUGGCUUAGCCGGAUUCCACUACCCAAGUGGGCACUCAUCGCUGUGGCUGUGGCAGUGGCUGUUCUCCUCCUCCUCUUCCUCAUCUGCAUCAUCAGGUGCUGCUGUGGAAAGAAGAAGCCCAAGAAGAAGGAGAGAGUCAGCUUGCAUGCUGUCAGUGGCUCCACCACGGCCAGCCUGGUCCAGCCUGAGAUGGAGGACCUAGAGCAGGAUGUGGGGCAGACAGGAAGAGGAAAGCUGCAGUAUUCCCUGGAGUACAACUUCCGUGUGCAGGAGCUGAAAGUCGGCGUGAAGCAGGCAGCUGAGCUGAAGGCUAUGGAUAGCGGAGGCACAUCUGACCCCUACGUGAUUGUCUACUUGACGUCCGAUGUGAAGAAGAAGUACGAGACCAAGGUUUACCGCAAGACCUUGAAUCCUGUCUUCAAUGAGAGCUUUACUUUCCAGGUACCCCAGGCGGAGGUACCUGAAUCCACACUGGUGAUGCAGAUCUAUGACUUCAACCGCUUCACCAAGCAUGACAUCAUUGGUGAGGUCCGCCUGCCCCUGGCUAGUGUCAGCCUGCAGCAUGUCAUUGAGCAGUGGAGCGAUCUCGUGGCAGCCAGUAAAGUGGAGGAAGAGCAGCUGGGUGAAAUCUGCUUCUCUCUGCGCUACGUCCCCAGCACCAGCAAGCUAACAGUGCUUAUCCUGGAAGCCAGGAAGCUGAAGCGGAUGGACUCCCAUGGGCUCUCAGAUCCUUUUGUCAAAGUGCAUCUCAUCCUGAACAGGAAGAAAUGGAAGAAGAAGAUGACAAGCAUAAAGAAAAACACCUUAAGCCCUUACUUCAACGAGGUGUUUGUUUUUGAAGUGCCUUUCAAUCAGAUCCAGAACGUGGAUGUGGUCAUCUCCGUCUGGGAUCAUGACAGAGUGACCAAGAAUGAGCCCAUUGGCAAACUCUUCCUGGGCUGCCGGGCCACGGGCAACCAGCUGCGGCACUGGUCCGACAUGCUGUCCAACCCGCGCCGGCCCCUCGCGCAGUGGCACAGCCUGCAGCCCCCGGAGGUGGUCGACAAAGCCCUGGGGCUGAAGUCCCACUUCAAGCUGCCCCUGCCCUCCAGAUAG